Messenger RNA from Styela clava, 1093 nucleotides. NCBI's taxonomy places the organism in Eukaryota, Metazoa, Chordata, Ascidiacea, Stolidobranchia, Styelidae. The record is from RefSeq and is a predicted model, not a curated record.
AUCGAUAAUUGCUUUUCUGUUUUGACGCGAGUUUCGCGGGCUUUACUGCAUCUGACGUGUCACGCGUGGCUCUUGCAUCUCGACUUUACGCGUCGUAGGACGUUCUCGUUUAAUCUUGUUAUGAUGUUAGUGGUGUGGUUUCGCAUUAUCCGCUUUAUUGACUUAGCGUGUGGGUGGCUUUUGGUCUCGUUAGGUAGACCUGUGGUGAAGGUAUCGUAACCGGGGCCCCAUAUGACCAUCGUCGUCAUUUAUUGCUUUAAUUGUUCAUGUAUUUUAUAUUUCAUUCUUAUUAACUGCUUUCUAAAUUUAGUUGCUAUUUUUAUGCCAAUAACGUUAUCGUUCACGUUUCCUGUCAGUUUCUUGUCGAUUUAGGCCUUUGGAGCGUUAUCAUAUGUAAGUUUAUUUUCUAUUAACUUCUGGUUAUGCAUUUUCUUUCCGCCCUCAUCUUGUGAUUGUUUAUUGAUUAUUUCAUUUUAUUUACAGUCAACCGUUUUACAAUAAACGCGUAUGACAUGGAACAUCUGUGUGCCUAAAUCUGACAAAGUUGAAUAUGACGCAUUUGUUGAAGAAGUCAAAUACUAAAGAAUCUGAAGCAACAGGCUUGCCAUCCUUAACCACGCUUAGACAAAAGCGUAUCAACACAGAGACUGAGUUUGAAUCAUUGUUGACCAAAAGUCGAAAUUUGAUAAACGAGAAGGCUCGAAGAUCGCAGCUGGCAUGCCUAAAAACAGAGUUACAUUUUAAACUGGCCGCCUAUAAUCAAAUUAUAUCGAACACAUUACCUCAAAUUCGCAACGCAGAGUCGAAAGCUGCUUUCGAAGAAUGCGUUCAGAAAGUGAUAUCUGAAGUUGAAGGUAUGAACGAUGAAAUUGAUAGUUACAUCGACCGUGAACCUGAAAUAUCGUGCGUGGCUCCUGACGAAGGGAACUCUCAGAUUUCAAGUGAAAGGAUGGAAGAGGACAGCGAUAAUACAAUAAAUCUCCAGCCAGCGUGCGCCAAGCAGUCCGGUGGUGAAAUGGGGGCGGCGACUGACCAACUUCGAGAAUCUAGAGCACGAGAACACGACGAUCGCCGAGAACACCAACUCUUUUAA